UAUCCCGUCAUGCCUCGCGCGAUGAGCGAGUUAGAUACAACAAACCCCACAUGUGAUCUCACUCCGUGUCGCGAACCGGAAUAGCACGGACCUCACCAUGAGCGCCCCGACUCCCAUUGUCCUGCGCGGAGAUGCCACCCUUGUGGGACAGAACUUGUUCGAUAUCUACAAGACGGUGCGAGGAGAAACUCCCCUCCCGGAGGAGGAUCUCCUUGCCAGGUUCUCAGCCGACGUGCCGCUCGGGAACCUCAGCGACAACGAGCUUUCGGAGCGGCUGGAGACCCUCACAGGACAAGACACCGUUUUCCUCCUAGCCAUGACAGGAAUGGACCCCAAAGCGCACGAAACCAUCGUGCGCUUGGCCCACUUUCUGAUCCUGGCGGCCAACGACACUGUCGCCCCCAGGCAGCAGAUCCAGCCGUCCAAGGCCAGCAAAACCGCAGCCCAGGCAGUCGCGAACCUCCUGGACCCUACCCACGUCCCGCCCCGUGGGACAGAGCGAGCAACAACAGCAGCGGCGUCGAAGACAGACGGCGCCUCUUCCUCUGGCCUCCCACCACCAGCCAAGAAAGCAAAGAAGAAAAAGCCAGCCCCACCGGAGGAGGACUCCAGCUCUGGUGACGAGAGUGAUCUCGAGGAUGACUCGCUUCGACGGGAGUUAGACAAGGCAAAGGAAGCAUGUCUAGACCCCCUCGUCCAUCGCUACCCCGCCAAACUUCACGGACCAUUGUGUCGCCUGAAGGAGAAAGCCAUCAGGGUGGGAGCUAAAAGGAGCGUUGUGGAGCGCUUCGAGAACUUAGCAAACUUCGUGCUCGAAAACUCCUCGAACGAGGGGAUUGGAGAAGAAGUCAGGAUUCUCCUGAUGACAACAUCCGAGCGCCGAUUCAUGGCAGAGGCCAAGAAAGCAAAGGCGGCGCUCGCCAGCCGCAACCGCCAGCCGUCCUACGGUCAGCCUCAGAGCCACCGGGGCCCGCCACCACCAGGAGCCUGGGGACCGCCACCACCAGGAGCCUGGGGACCGCCCCAGGGCCCACCCCAGCCAUACCGACAAUGGGGACAGGGCUCGGGCGCCGAGGGAUGGGGACCACCUCCUCGCCGGUCCUCGGCACGCCCGCCACGCAUCCACAACUCAGACAGGUGCUUCACGUGCGGGGAGGUUGGCCACUGGCGAUCCGACUGCCCCCUAGGCCUCAACCCGAAGAAGCGGCGGUGAACCGAGGACGGGACUGGUCGACAGACCUGAACUCUAAAAGUGUAACGAAAGAGCAUACAUAAUGACUCUGGUAGAUUAGUAAGCACAAGAAAGUCAUGUAGAAAGUUAGAACACGAAGAUUAAAGAAAGAAUGAUGCACAUACACACAUGUCC
Molecule: messenger RNA, 1366 nt
Organism: Branchiostoma floridae (Florida lancelet)
Lineage: Eukaryota; Metazoa; Chordata; Leptocardii; Amphioxiformes; Branchiostomatidae
Exons: 2
Coding region: 98-1213 (371 amino acids)
Molecular function (GO): nucleic acid binding; zinc ion binding
Source: RefSeq, a predicted model, not a curated record